AUGAGUGCCAAUGGACUCUUACGCAAGGACCAACUCGAGCUCAGUCUCCACGAUGAGAAGAGGCUGAUCGAAGAAGGUAUUCUCAAGGAAGAUAAUCCCCUCGACUUCAGCAUCAAUUUCCAGAGACUAUGCGACGCUUGCAGAAGAGGAGACCUCAAGCUCUGUCAGGAGAUGAUUCAAGAGGGGGCAAACAUUAAUGCAAAAGAUCAAUAUGAUUAUACUCCUUUGAUUCUGGCUAGCCUGUGUGGACAUUAUGAAGUUGUACAACUAUUGUUGGAAUCAGGCGCACUGUGUGAGCGAGAUACAUUUCAGGGCGAGAGAUGUCUUUAUAAUGCUUUGAACGAUCGUAUACGAAAUCUCUUGUUACAAUACGACUAUUCCAAGUCGACCGAUCCCUUGCAGCCACUAGCGUCACAUUUGAUAUCGUUGCUCAGCAGAGACCAUCCCAAGACUCAUGAUAUUACCGUCGUCACUCCCACCGAGUCUUUCCGGCUGCAUAAAUUCGUCCUCUCCGCUCGCUCUCCCUACUUCAAGAGCAAACUCAGCCAGUCCCCAGACACUAAGCUCUGGAAACCUGCCCCCACGAUCCCUCCACAGUCAUUUGCCAUUGCCCUGAAACAUCUGUAUCUCGGGGAAGUGCCCAGAGAUCUUGGAGGAGGGCCGGGCACAGGCUUCACAGACUCGGAGAUUCUUGCCGGCGUCGACCGGAUAAGCAAGCAUUUAGAGAUCCACAACCUUUCACAGUUAAUCCUCGACAGUAAUGACCGUCGGUUAGCACGACAAAGACGCCAGGACGAAGUCCAACGGGGUCGCGACCAACUGGAACAGUGGUUUCGCGAGAACGUCUUGAAGCACGCAAUCGAAGUUGACAUCUCACGAGCUGAUGAUGUCAAGUGGGAUCGCGACAAUGGCAUUUUCGCAGACGUGCUUCUGCGUGCUGACGAGGACGAAGAUGAAGAAGAGAUCGCUCCGGAGCGACAGCCCCAGCAAUCUCAAUCUGCCACAAAUGCGCUGGGCAUUCCGAUUGACCAAAGGUCCAACACCUCGCGCUCGCCCUCACGCUCCAGGAAACCACGCAAAUCAAAAAUCUACCCUUGCCAUAAAGCCAUGCUCAUCCGCUCUGAAUACUUUACGACCAUGUUUGAGUCCUCCUUCCGCGAAGCCCAGGACACGCCGCAUCUUCAGAUCGUGCCCAUCGACUGCAGCCCCGAAGUCCUGGAAAUCAUAUUGACAUUUCUGUAUGCCGAGAAAGCGGACUUUGGGCUGGAUGUCGCCGUCGACGUCCUCUUCGCCGCGGACAUGCUGUUCCUGGAGAAGGUGAAGGCGAAAGCGGCACUGGUCAUCUCUUCACUGGGCAGUGGGAAUGCCAUGGCCAUGCCGACCGCCAUCUCGCCGGAGUUGGCGACCGAGAACGGCACAAGCGCCACUCCACCUGAAGGAGAGGAGGAUCUGGACAUCUACGAAAUCCUGCGCGCCGCCUGGUUUACCCGUGUGCAACGCCUCGAAGAGUUCGCCGCCCGUUACAUCGCCUACCGCCUCGAGUCCUACAUUGACGAUCCGGACUUUGCCGAGCUGGUGAAGGAGUCUGCCAGCCGGAUCAGCGCGAGGCAGGAAACCGACUCGAUCGAACUGCUGGACGACAUUCGGUACUAUCUGAGUGAAAGGUUCCGAUUGAGAUUCGAAGACUCGGGUCUUGAGGAUGUCAUGGACGAGGAGCAGGCCAUCAUGGCCGAGACCCUCGCUCAGUCACAGUCACAGUCGCAGGGACAAGCGCAGGUACAUUCCGCUGACGAGUCAACCACCGCAGCCCCCGUCUCACUACCGCAGUGGGGUUCCCAGACGACGGCAACACCGGCGGAUUCGCAGCAAAAAGGACCACAGUUUCCCGACGACGAAGGCGUCGACAUGUCCACGCCCACCCCUGCUCCCAUCGCUGACCCGGACUCUGUCGAGGCGCUACUCCAGUCCGGCGCCGUGCGCACCCUGGACGGCGAGCUCGCGGGCGACGAAUUCGCCGCCGACGCCGUCAACUACCAGAUCCUCCUGGGCAAGAUCGACCGUCUGCUCGAGCAGUUGAAGCUGGACGCCUAG
Fonsecaea nubica is the source of this 2091-nucleotide messenger RNA. RefSeq lists its product as hypothetical. Bases 1 to 2091 code for a protein of 696 amino acids. Gene Ontology annotation, cellular component: cytoplasm; ubiquitin ligase complex. Lineage: Eukaryota; Fungi; Ascomycota; Eurotiomycetes; Chaetothyriales; Herpotrichiellaceae. The record is from RefSeq and is a predicted model, not a curated record. The transcript has 3 exons. Gene Ontology annotation, molecular function: protein binding.